UUGUGUGCAGCCUAGAGACCUGGUUUCAAAUGCCAGCAGGAGCAUCUUCAGGCUCAUUAAUAAUGGAGGCGUCUGACAGGGGCAGCUUCGCUUGCUUUGUUUCCACUGUAGAUGAAAGGGGACAUGGAUCUUUCUGUUUUGCCCAAUAACAACCAUCCUGACAAAUUCCUGCAGCUUGACGUGAAGUCUUUAAUGAGGAACUCAACCCUUCUGCAGGCUAGCCUCGCGAGAUUUCCGGGUGGAAAUUUUCCUGCUACACAACACUGGCAAAACGUUGUCUACUCCCAGAACCCCGAGGCUUCUCAGAGGAAAUCUGUGAGCUGGAGUGAAAAGCCAGUGGUGAGAAGUUCUUUCUACAGUAUCAGGAUCUGCAUUAUGUCUGCAGACCGAGAAGACAGAGAGGAAGACACAAAUACUGUUGGGGAGGGAGAAAAGAACAUGGCUUCUCAGGGAGCUAAGGGAUUUGGCGGGGAGAACCCAGCCCUUCCUGACAAUCCUCCACCGUCCAUGUCUCCAGUCAUGAAGAAUAACCCGUUAUAUGGUGACAUGAGCAUGGAAGAAGCUAUGGAAGAGAGAAAAAAGAAUCCUUCCUGGACUGCUGAGGAAUAUGACAAGCACUCUGCGCACACAAAUCUCUCUGGACAGCUGAAGGAAAACCCCAACGACCUGCGCUUUUGGCUGGGGGAUAUGUACACUCCAGGCUUUGACACUCUGUUGAAAAAGAAGAAGAAGCGCAACAAGCAAUCAAAAUUAUGUCACAUGGGUAUGAUCUUACUCGUUGUGGCCUCCAUCUUGGUUACCGUAGUGACUCUGAGCGCCUUGUUUGCCUAAGGAAGUUGCAAACCCUUCUUUCAAGCUUUAAAACGCCUUCUGAGUACUUACAGGAAAAUCUGUCUGUGCAUUGUGAAUGUAUGCGUCCGCAUUGCUAGCUGUGUGGCUAAACACCCUUGUCCUUUAGAAUGUGGUCAUUGCUUGUGGUAUGCUGGCCCCUCUGCUCUGUUCCGUGAAACCUGCGUGUGAUUCCUGGUUGGUCGGGGUUUUCUCCUUUGUGAAGCAGAUAUUCCGGAGGAUCAGAAAACCAAAAGUCACAUACAUGCAACCACAAUCAAGCUUUAUGAUAGAGAGCAGAGCAUCAGGCACCUCAGUGCUCAUCAUGCUCAUCCGGUUUUCACCACACCACUCCCUCCUCCUCUGGGCACUGCGGAAGCUCCAGCCAACCUGGCCAGCUGCAAGGGCAACUGGAAGACUUCUGCUGAGCCCAGGUCAAGUUAGACCUGCUUUACCCUCCUUGAUCUCCACUUACGUUAGGGAAGAGGAAAAAGUGGGAGGGAGAUGUUCUAUCCUCUUCUAAUUUCCCCAGUAAUCCUUUAUAAUGACCCACAUUUAUGUUGCUGUUUCAGCAGAGAUAAACGUGGUCCACCAUUGUGGUAUGUGUUUGUGGGUUGAUGGAAACCGGCAACUGUGACCUCUAGUGGCAGUGGGUACAUAUUUACCAGACAUAGUGGGUAGGGCACUGGAGAGACCCCAGGAAUGCUGCCACCCCUGAGUAUUCCAACUGAAUGACAGUUAGACCUGAAGGAGAGAUUAUCCGAGGAGGGAGCUGACUUAACAAGAGCUGGGACUACCUUUUCCCACAGUGUCAUUUCCAGCUGGCUGCUGGCUGCAGAUUACCUGGGGACAAGCGCAUCCUCUCCCCAUCCCAAGACAUUCUCCCCUACGGCCCCCAGUGCCACUCCUAACGCUAUUUAGUGUGUGAAACAAGGCUUUUCUUCUUCCCCAAGAGUGCCGUCUUCUCGUGCCCUUAGAUAACGCCUUACUAUUUCCCUGUAUUGCUCGUAAAGAUACUUGAAGUAAAAGUGUAUAAAAAUGAAGGUUUACAGGACAAUAAAUUACCGUGUACAAAGCAAA
This is a messenger RNA of Peromyscus californicus insignis, 1908 nucleotides long. It is a transcript of the gene Minar2, whose product is annotated as membrane integral NOTCH2 associated receptor 2. The coding region runs from base 112 to 831 and encodes 239 amino acids. The record is from RefSeq and is a predicted model, not a curated record. Lineage: Eukaryota; Metazoa; Chordata; Mammalia; Rodentia; Cricetidae. The transcript is spliced from 5 exons.